AUGUGCACUGGAAAAUGCUCCCGUUGCAUUGCUAUAUCUCUGUACCCAUUAGCAGUCAUAUCCAUCAUCUGCAACAUAGUGCUGUUCUUUCCUGACGGGGAUGUCAAGUACGCCAAAGAUGGACACAUUACUGAGGAGGUGAAAUACAUGGGGGGGCUCGUUGGGGGCGGUAUAAUGGUGUUGCUUCCUGCAUUUUACAUCCACUUGAGUGGAUCACAGGGGUGCUGUGGGAAUCGCUGCGGGAUGUUCUUGUCAAUUGCAUUCGCCGCAGUGGGUGUGCUCGGUGCCCUGUACAGUUUCAUUGUUUCAGUGCUCGGUUUGCAUAACGGGCCCCUCUGCAAAAUCGGCGUGUUUUGGGAGACACCGUUUAAAACCAUGGAGCAGAAUUACCUGACUGAUGACAAGUGGUGGAAACUAUGCACAGAGCCUGAGAACAUUGUGCAGUUCAACAUUGGAUUGUUUGCCACUCUGCUGGCCACAAGCAGCCUGCAGAUAAUUCUCUGUGCCAUUCAAAUGAUCAACGGGCUCUUUGGCUGCCUGUGUGGAACCUGCAUCGACAAAGGGCCGCUGUGAUUUCCUGACAGUUGACUGGCGCCCCCUGCUGGAAGACAGCGUAGCUUUCCGGCUGCAUCCGCAUAAUAUAAUAAUUGUCUCUUUUAACGAAUUUGUAUA
This is a messenger RNA of Chelmon rostratus (copperband butterflyfish), 672 nucleotides long. RefSeq names its product transmembrane 4 L six family member 21a (gene tm4sf21a). The transcript has 5 exons. The coding region runs from base 1 to 573 and encodes 190 amino acids. The record is from RefSeq and is a predicted model, not a curated record. Gene Ontology annotation, cellular component: membrane. NCBI's taxonomy places the organism in Eukaryota, Metazoa, Chordata, Actinopteri, Chaetodontiformes, Chaetodontidae.